This is a messenger RNA of Spinacia oleracea (spinach), 1047 nucleotides long. RefSeq names its product phosphatidylglycerophosphate phosphatase 1, chloroplastic/mitochondrial. Lineage: Eukaryota; Viridiplantae; Streptophyta; Magnoliopsida; Caryophyllales; Amaranthaceae. Bases 87 to 980 code for a protein of 297 amino acids. Gene Ontology annotation, cellular component: cytoplasm. The transcript has a single exon. Gene Ontology annotation, molecular function: phosphatidylglycerophosphatase activity. The record is from RefSeq and is a predicted model, not a curated record.
AAUAAAAGGCAGAAUUUAGAAAGAGAAAAGCUACCCAGUUGGUAAUUAAGUGAGGUUUAAUCAAGCGAGGAUCCAAACCCACAUAAAUGGCUCAUUCAACCCCUCUAAUUUUCCAGCCAAAUAUCUGCAAUUUUUCACCGACAAAAGCUCACUGCAAAAAAAACUUCUUAAAUCCAACUCCUAUCAAUCCAACCCCAUUAAAAAACCCCAGAAAUCUCUGCAUCAGAAGAGAGAGAAAACAAAUCAAUCUUAGCGCAGAAAAAACCCCGCAAUUUCACUUACGCAUUUCCCCAAACAUGUGGUGGGCAAAACUCAAAUCUGCAAUCGGCCAACGAUUCAACCUCGAGGGCAUAAUCUCCGCAUCAAAAGUCUUAACAAACAACCCCAAUUUGCUCCUACCUCACCUGAAAGUCCCCAACAUUCGGUACAUCAACUGGGAAGAACUCCAUCGGAAAGGAUUCAGAGGAGUGGUUUUCGACAAGGAUAACACCAUCACCUUACCCUAUUCCUUAACCUUGUGGGACCCACUUCGUUUGUCAAUGGAGAGCUGCAAGGCGGUUUUCGGCGAAGGGAACGUCGCCGUGUUAAGUAACUCGGUGGGGUUAUACGAGUUCGACCCGGACGAGUCGAAGGCGGCGGCGGUGGAGAGAGAAUUAGGGGUUAAAGUGGUGCGGCAUAGGGUGAAGAAACCGGGUGGCGGGUCGGAGGAGAUAGAGAGGCAACUCGGGUGUCAGCCCAUGGAGGUUGUUAUGGUGGGGGAUCGCCGGUUUACUGAUAUUGUAUUCGGGAACCGGAAUGGGUUUUUUACUGUUUUGACUGAACCGUUGACCGGUAAAGGUGAAAAUUUUGUGGUAAAAAUGGUUAGGAAGAUGGAAGAAUUAGUGGUUAGUAAUUGGUUUAGGAGAAAUUUGAAGGUUAAAAGUCAUUGUUUUUUGGGUAAUUCUGAAGUGGGUUUGGUGCUUUUGGAGGAACCUUUGUAAUUUUAUGAUGGUUUAGGAUUCGGAUUUUGAUUGAAUAAUUCGUAUUGAUUUUAUUUUGUGCAAAGAA